Molecule: messenger RNA, 1481 nt
Organism: Esox lucius (northern pike)
Lineage: Eukaryota; Metazoa; Chordata; Actinopteri; Esociformes; Esocidae
Exons: 3
Coding region: 163-1335 (390 amino acids)
Source: RefSeq, a predicted model, not a curated record
AAGAACUUAAACAGGUGCGGUCAUCAGGAUUACAGACAGGGAUUUCCGUGCGAAGAUUCUCUAAGAGACUCCAGCAAUCCAGCACUGAGACACAUACGUUACACUGACCAUUCAAAAAUUUCGGAAAAGAGGAAUAGGCAUUACAAACUUACAGCAGAGAAGAUGUCGAAAGGAAACACCAAAUGUGAUGCAGGACAGACUGAGGCCGGGGUCCAGACGGAGUCAAAGACAUGGACUUUGGCCACAACAGUGGUAGCUAUAGGGUUACUGAUGAUACCUGUAUGGGAAGGGGCGGAUGUGGAAGCUGGGGCAGUGGUGGUAUCAGGGCUGGUGUCGGGGUUGGUGUCAGGAGUAGCUUCAGUGUUCUUUUUAUGGCUAGCGCCAAUGGUAGUGUCGUGGUUACGCUCCAUGGAAGUUUCAAGGAGGGUGUCAACGGCUAUUUUAUGGUUUGGCCAAGCAGUGAAACAGGCAGUUUAUUUUUUUCUAAAGUGGGUUUGGCAGGGAUUUGAGUCAGUGUCAGACAAAGUGUCCGAAUUUGGGCUUGCGCCUGGAUUAGUGUCUGGUUUGGUGUCAUGGGUAAUCUCAUGGUUAGGGCUAGUUCCAGGGGUUGAGGUCGUGUCAGGGGUCGUGUCAAGGGUUUUGCCAGGGGUUGUAUUCUUGUUAGGACUCCUGCCAGAUGUAUCAAAUCUACUGCCAGGUUUUGUGUCAGGAUUAGUGACAGGUUUAGUGUCAGGGUUAAUGCCAGGGGGAGUGUCAGGGGGAGUGUCAGUGUUAAUGUUAGGGGCUUAUGCAGGGGGAGUGUCGGGUUUAGUGUCAGGGGGAAUGUCUGGCUUAUUGUCAGGACUGAAGUCAGGGUUAGGGGCUCUUGCAGGAGGAAUGUCAGGUUUAUUGUCAGGGUUAAUGUCAGGGUUAGGGGCUCUUGCAGGGGGAGUGACAGGUUCAGUUACAGGGUUAAUGUCAGGGUUAAUGUCAGUGGUGUGGGCAGGGUUAAAUGCAGUGACAGUUGGCGUGUCACUGAUGAUGUUAUGGCUGAUGAUGAUUUUAUGGUGUGUAUCAUUACUGUCUGGGCUGCUGUUAGUAAUAUUGCUGGGUGCAGCAAUGACAGUGGCAGUGAAAAUGGGAAUACUCAUUCCACCCCAUACUACGGAUAACGUUGCCUUAAAAAUAACAGGUCUAAUGACACACUUUGAGGGAAUGAAUGUGUCAGGAAGAGUGUUGUUUUUGGUCCUGUGCAUGUGUAUGGUAUUGUUAGGGGUAGCAGCUUUGAGAGCCUCAGGAAUUUGGGGCGUGGCCUUGAUAUUAGGAGGGAUGGUAGUGGGCUUAUGGGUACACUAGAUAAAGGGCUACAGAUAUACAUUUUCUGGAAGGGCACUAAGAACGGUGAAAUUAAGGAACACUUCAGUCUCCUCUGGGCUCAUUUGUUUAUUGUGAGUGGAAAGCAGAAACACAUAAUCAGUUCUCCUUUCCCACAAAGUUCUCCU